UGGGGCUCAAAACCCCCAAAUUCCCAUGCAGGUUUUGGGCCAGGUAUGCUCCCAGAGCAACAACAUGAAGAUGAACUCUCCAUUUUGCCUUUUACAGGAGGAGACAGAGCCGACAGCUCUGCAAGGUGAGGAGGAGGCAGGAGAAGCAGCAUCAGUUCCCAGGUCAUCAUCACUUUGUCAAAAUCAGCAGGAUGUCUGCGCGCUGCUUGUCCAAGCCUGUCAGCUGGUUCACCUUGAUCAGGAACAUCUUGUCAGCAAAGUCUGUCAGCUUAUCCAUCACUUACUUAACAGGUUUCAGGUGCUGGUUGACGAACAGAACUUGAAUUUCCUUCUCUCCUACUGCAUCUCUGCUCUUAAACAGUGCAGCUCUUGGACACAUGUGGAAAUUGUGCAAGCCUUGGCAGCUCUUGUCUACAAUAAUGGACCUAAAUGUCAGAAACAUCUCCCGGAUUUGCUGGGCAAGACUGGGCUCUUGGUGCAGCUCAGCGAUGCUGCUCAGCCCGACGUGGAACUCCGGAGGGCAGCAGUACGCAGCAUGGCAAACCUCUGUCUCAGCGUGCCUGAACAGCCGUACUUGGAUGAGUCCUACAGAAGUGUCUGUUUUCAGACUUUCCUAAGUGUUCUGCAGUCUUCAAAAACCUCUGAUGUAGAUGACAUCACUUUUUGCAUGUUACUGCAGAAUGCACUGAAAGGUAUCCAGUCACUUCUCAAUGGUGGGAAGAUGAAGCUAAUGCAGACUGACCAAAUAGGAUCUCUUCUUGCAGUAUUGAAGAAAUGUAUGUUUCAUGGACUGCCAGGACUGAGCAUAGAGGUGCCAGCAGCCUUGUACCCAGUUCCACUACCUCAGUACGACAAAAGGUUGCCUGCCAAACAGGAACAGUCAGAACCAGCCACCAUUAAGCAGACAGGGAACAGAAAAAAAAAGUCCAAAGGGAAACAAAAGAAGGGAGAGUUUGUGGAGGAAGGGAGAGAUUCGGGUGAUGCAGGAAAUGAAUCAGCCCUUGGAGCAGACAUGAUGAAGUUGCACUUGGGAAAUGUGCAGAAGAAUCCUGGUUCAGAUCCUCGGAGUCGUGCAUCAGAUGUUGCUGGGAAGGACCCCUUGUCUUCACGUUAUCCUAGCUGGAAAAGAAUCAGCAGCAGUGAGUCGGAAUAUACCGAUGCUGAAGGUGGAAUACAGAGCAAAGUGAGAUCUUACCAAGCCAGUGUUCGUCAGGGGGCUCUGGCCUGUUUCCUCUCUGCUAUAAAAUCAAUGGAAAAAAGAGUUCUUUAUGGCUACUGGUCAGCGUUUGUUCCCGAUGCUCCUGGUAUUGGCAGCCCCCAGUCAGUGUCCUUGAUGACUAUUGCUUUAAAGGACCCUUCUCCAAAGACCCGUGCCUGUGCUCUUCAGGUCCUCUCAGCCAUCCUGGAAGGCUCCAAGCAGUUCCUUUCUGUUGCUGAAGACAUUAAUGAUCACAAGAGAGCUUUUACUCCCUUCUCUGUAACUAUUGCUUCUAGCAUCCGGGAACUGCACCGCUGUCUGCUGCUGGCCCUGGUGGCAGAAUCCUCUUCUCAAACACUGACACAAAUAGUCAAGUGCCUUGCAAAUUUGGUUUCAAAUGCCCCAUACAGCCGUUUAAAACCUGGGUUGCUGACGAGAGUGUGGAACCAGAUAAAGCCCUACAUUUGUCAUAAAGAUGUUAAUGUCCGAGUUUCUAGUCUCACAUUAUUAGGGGCUAUAGUAUCUAUCCAAGUACCUUUACCAGAGGUGCAGUUACUUUUGCAGAAGCCCGGUUCUUCAGGGCUAAGUCAUAGUGGUAGCACAACCCCUCACCGUUCUAAUUCCUCUGAGCAGUGGAGAAAAGCCCUCCCCUCAGAAGGGGAGCCUGGGGACAACCCAGCAGGAUGCACAUCUCCAGAGCCAUGCUGGCUGCUCCGUCUCUGCGUUUCCAUCAUCGUUCUGCCCAGAGAGGAUUCCUGUUCUGACAGUGAUGUGAACUUCCCAUCCUUUUCCAGCGUUUAUGAACCAUGUCCCCUUCGACUGGAAGCCUUACAGGUGUUGGCGCUGCUUGUGAAAGGCCAUUUCCCUAUGGCUCAGGGCUAUUUCCUAGAGCUUGGAGAAGUGGCUUGCAGAUGCAUGGAAGAAAUGGAUCCAUCCAUUCAGCUUCACGGAGCCAAACUCCUGGAGGAGCUGGGCACAGGUGUACUGCAGCAGUACAAACCCAAUUCAGCCAUCAGCCCUGAUCAGAGAGUAUCGGUCAGCACGGUUGUAACUUUCUGGACCAUGAUGUUGAAUGGCCCUUUGCCUGGCACUCUUCAGAGCUCUCCCCAUCCGACUCUGCAGACAAGUGCCUGUGAUGCCCUGUCCUCUAUCUUGCCUGAAGCUUUCAGCAGACUGAAGAAUGACCAGCAGAUCCUGUGUGUCACUCUGCUCCUUGGCCUGAACCACAGUGAGAACCCGCUGGUGAAAGCUGCUGCCGCACGUGCACUUGGAGUCUACAUCCUCUUCUCUUGCCUCAGGCAGGACGUGAUGUUUGUGGCAGACACAGCAAAUGCUAUUCUGGAUUCCCUCCAUGACAAGUCUCCAAACGUCCGUGCCAAAGCAGCGUGGUCCUUGGGCAAUCUUACAGAUACCCUCAUCAUCAACAUGGAAACGAUGGGACAAAGUUUUCAUGAGGAAUUUUCGGAUCUCCUCCUGUUGAAAAUGUUACGCUCCGCAACUGAAGCAUCCAAAGACAGAGACAAGGUAAAGAGCAAUGCAGUCCGGGCCCUUGGGAACGUGCUUCAUUUCCUUCAGCCGUAUCACAUAGCAAACCCUAGGUUCAGGGAAGCCAUUGAGGAGUCUCUCCAGGCCCUCAUCUCCACUGUUCAGAGUGAGGCCACUAUGAAAGUGCGCUGGAAUGCUUGCUACGCCCUGGGGAAUGUGUUUAAGAACCCUGCCUUGCCACUCGGAGAGGCUCCUUGGACUGCCCAAGCCUAUAGUGUCCUUUCCUCAGUGGUGAAGUCCUGCAAGAACUUUAAAGUCCGGAUCAAGUCAGCCAUGGCCCUCUCCAUCCCAAGCAGGAGGGAAUGCUACGGCUCCACCGAGCAGUUCUGCCACAUCUGGAGUGCCUUGGUGGUCGCCCUGCAGAAGAGUGAAGACACCGAGGACUUCCUGGAGUUCAAGUACAGUGCCACCCUCAGGACACAGAUCUGCCAGGCUCUGCUCCAUUUGUUGAGUUUGGCAAAGAGCACAGACCUGCCUGUCGUUUGGGAAACCAUAACAGAGAACAGGGAUGCAAUCAAAUCCUAUGUCCUGCAGUAUCUGAAAUGUGGUGCUGAAGAAAACGAAGCAGGAACCCACACGGACUUGGGUGAGAGGGAGGGAGUGGUAAGAGGAGCUAUUGAACAUCUCGGUGGGUUAGAGAAGCAGCUGCAGGGCAGGGCUAGGGUAAGAGUGUCUGUUUACCUGCAGGAUAUCCUAACAAACCACACCAGUGCUGCUGAAUUAAGAGGCUUAGAAACACCUCUUUUGGUGACCAGCAACCUACACUUCUGAGUGGGCACAGGGGAGAACCCACUGCUCUCACACGGGCCAUCCGGCACGAGCGCUUCCUCUAGCUGGU
Messenger RNA from Neopsephotus bourkii (Bourke's parrot), 3581 nucleotides. RefSeq names its product HEAT repeat containing 6 (gene HEATR6). The coding region runs from base 26 to 3514 and encodes 1162 amino acids. The record is from RefSeq and is a predicted model, not a curated record. NCBI's taxonomy places the organism in Eukaryota, Metazoa, Chordata, Aves, Psittaciformes, Psittacidae. The transcript has 20 exons.